This is a messenger RNA of Mugil cephalus (flathead mullet), 1534 nucleotides long. RefSeq names its product chemerin-like receptor 1. The record is from RefSeq and is a predicted model, not a curated record. Gene Ontology annotation, molecular function: G protein-coupled receptor activity; complement receptor activity. Gene Ontology annotation, biological process: positive regulation of macrophage chemotaxis; complement receptor mediated signaling pathway; regulation of calcium-mediated signaling. Bases 151 to 1200 code for a protein of 349 amino acids. Gene Ontology annotation, cellular component: plasma membrane. The transcript is spliced from 3 exons. NCBI's taxonomy places the organism in Eukaryota, Metazoa, Chordata, Actinopteri, Mugiliformes, Mugilidae.
GUUGAGAAACCACACAAGUCAGCUGACUUUAGUUUGUGUUAGUCUCAGGGAAACUGAUCUGUGCUGUCACUCAGCUCUGGACACAAUUGAUUCAGCAGCAGUUGACAGUGUGUGGUGCAGAAAUAUCAAGGAGAUAUACUCAAAGGGCAAAUGGAUUACUUACUGGACUAUGACCCCAAUGUAGACUAUAACUUCACCUCCGAUCAAGAGUUAUUUCCACCAGGGGAGCAAACUCCAGUUUUUAAGCACGAACCAACAUGUUCACGGGAAGCCUUGUGCGUGUCUUUAGCAAUUAUAAAUGGAGGCAUUUUUCUGCUCGGCUUCUGUGGGAACGCUUUGGUCAUUUGGAUUUCUGGCUUCAAGAUGAAGAAGACGGUCAACACCACGUGGUACCUGAGCCUGGCAAUUUCUGACUUUGUCUUCUGUGCCUUCCUCCCGUUCAGCAUCGCCCCGGCAGUGAUGGAGGAGUGGGUAUUUGGCCACUUCAUGUGCAAGGCCAUCUCAUUCAUGAUGUUCCUUAACAUGUUCAGCAGCAUCUUCCUCCUUGUCAUCAUCAGUGUCGAUCGCUGUGUGUCAGUCAUGUUUCCAGUUUGGGCUCAGAACCAGCGCACUGUCCGUAAGGCAUCAGUUCUUGUUGUCCUGGCCUGGCUUCUCGCCUUUGCUGUGAGCAUUCCUUCUGUGCUCUUUCGGGAAGUUCAACAUAGCUUGAGUAGGGACAUUUGCAUCAAUGCAUACACAUCACACCAACACAGUCACACGAUUAUUGCAGUGACCCGCUUCCUUACUGGCUUUGUUGUUCCUUUCAUCAUCAUUGUCAUCUGCUACUCCAUCAUCAUCGUCAAACUUCGAUCCAACAGGAUGACCAAAUCCUGCAAACCAUUCAAAGUGAUGACAGCGCUCAUCGCUGCUUUCUUCAUCUGCUGGCUGCCCUACCACGUGUUCAUCCUGAUGGAGGCCAAGUCCUCCUGGCACGGCCAUGAUAUUUUGCCCAUCGGACUCAAAGUGACCUCUUCACUGGCUGCAGCAAACAGCUUCCUCAACCCUGUGUUGUAUGUCUUCAUGGGCAAUGACUUCAAGCGCAGGUUCAAGAACUCUGUGCUUUCAAAGAUAGAGAACGCGAUGGGUGAGGAAGGCCGCACCACCAGCCGAUACCUGUCCCGGUCAAGCUCCAUGGAUGCCAGAGCUUCUACACACAUCUAGGGUUGUAGACAUUUCCGCAAAACCCUUUCGGUCUGUGAGCUCACUGACCAGAGAAAUACUCUUAAAACAUGUGCAAAGAAUUAACACAAGACAUGAAAUUGGUGAAUUUAUUGUGAAAUGUAUAUUUUUUUGUUGUUCUUUACAACUGUUUCCAACACAGAGAGACAGUUUACAUUGUAUGUACUCAUUGUAUGUACUCUGCAUAUUGACUGUAAAUCUUGACAGCUCAGUACAGGCCACGAUAAUUACAUGUUGAUAAGAAACCGCUUAGUGAUUUUUGUGUCUGUUUCAGAUAUGAGGACUGUAACUGUGCAAUAAAUACAUUUUGGAAUGA